Talaromyces stipitatus ATCC 10500 is the source of this 876-nucleotide messenger RNA. RefSeq lists its product as uncharacterized. The transcript is spliced from 2 exons. NCBI's taxonomy places the organism in Eukaryota, Fungi, Ascomycota, Eurotiomycetes, Eurotiales, Trichocomaceae. The coding region runs from base 171 to 665 and encodes 164 amino acids. The record is from RefSeq and is a predicted model, not a curated record.
CCGUCUAUGCUUCGUGAUACGGACCGUAGUUAAACCGACACUGAUCAGUGAGGCCCACAGAUCAAGACCCUAUUCUUAGUACCCCAAUACCCCUAUAUUGAGCCGUUCAGUCGACCUCAAUUCAUACCUAUCUCCAACGCUCCGAACCACGCGCUAGAAACCCUGACAAGAUGCCUCCAACUACAGAUUACUCGAAAAGCUUCGAUCCGACAGACAAGGACGCAAAAACCAUUGAGAAGUAUAUAAUAGCCCAAAUCGAGGACUACACUGACUUGUACAAUGAAGAUCUAUGGAAUACAUUUCGCGAAGACUUCUCAACAUGGACCGAAGGAGCUUUUAGAAUUGCGCCUCUAAAGACUCUUAUUAACCUACCGAAAGGACGACAAUAUGCAGCUACUACACUAUCCGAGACAAUUGCCAAAUUAGAGCAGCAUGAAUGGACCGAAAGUGAAGUUAUAUACCAUGUACAACGCCAUGGAAUAUUCAGCUCACCAAAUAUCGAGCUCACGUAUGGACCUGCGAUUCGAAGGCUCCAAGCUACAACCCCUAAGGCACCUCAACAAGCUAUCCACUCCGAACCACAAGCAACGACUAUAUCAUACAGAAUGAUACUACAAUCUCAGCGUAAUAAGGAGAGAGACACAACACCGACCCCAAUCGCAUAAUUGGUGCAGCAAUAGUAUAAUCUAAUAACCCCUACCACAACUAUGUUAUAUAAGCAGGCCAUACCGGCUACGACGCAUAGCCGCCAGACCGUCCAUACAAACUAUACCACGCAAGACACCUUAUACUAUGGGGCGAAUAUCAGUUAGCUACGAAAGGCUUAUUCAGAAGAUCUCCACUACAGCAAUAAUAAGAACACAUUUAACUAUUCGU